CCAGGCCGCGCGGCCGCGCGGCCUCCCCCGCCCGAGGCCCCACUCGCGCGCUCGCGACCGAUGGCGCCUGCCCCCGCCGGCGCCGCGGGGCGGCGGCGCGCCCUGCGGGGCCGGCGGCUGGGCGCGGGCGCAGCCCUGCUGGUCGCGGGCUGCCUGGCGCCCGCUUUCGUGCCGGGCGGCGCCCCGGUGGGCGCCGGCCGCCGCGCCGCGCUUGCGCAGCAAGGCAUCCUGGCUGCUGUCCUGGCGGGCUCCCUCGCAGAGCCCGCGCGCGCGGACGAGGAGGAGAAGAAGCCGUCCAAGUGGAGCGGCAACUGGGAGGACCCGGAUGCGCCAGGCUGCAGGCGCCAGGUGAUCGUGAACUUCGACGGCACGAAGGCGGCCAUCCGAGGCACGGCCUCGCUGGGGAACCCGAACGUCGGGCUGGUGGACAGCAAGCCCGGCGUGGACCGGUCGGCCUGCAACCCGGGCGACAAGACCGUGAAGUGGUGCUCGCCGCGGAAGAGAACCCAGACCUUCCCCGACAACCUCCCAUGUCCAAAAAUCUAGCGACGCAGGGGUUCGGGCAAUGUCGGCUUCUGGGAUGAGAGGUUGCCCCCUUGGGGAGGGGUCGGUGCGUCUGGGGACUGCGCGUUGAAAACUACUCUGUCGGGUCUCGGGGAAAGGAGCCAUGGAACGGGCUUGGAAGGUCUUUUCGCUUUCCGCGUUCGGCCUCCUCUCUUGCCCCCCCAGGGCCCUGCUCUUAAGAGGCUCCCGUCGCCACGUCUGGACUCCACUUCGCAGUGCUUGCCAGAAUGAGCCCCCAGAGAGGUCCAGGGCCGAUUGGUCAGGGCUGUCGUGGGCAUGAAGGUUCCGGGUUCUGUAUGAGAGGGGUCCUGGAGAUCCAGGGGCGCUCCCCAGGCGCCAGGUCCACCGAGAGACGGGGCGGGAUGAAGAGCUGGUCCCGUGGAAGGCCCAGCGGCCCAGGAGUUAGUUGCACCAGGGCCUCCGUUGCCCUCAUGCCAAGGUCCGCCUACGCGACGCUAGAGUCUGCGGACGCCGACUCGAUGACGAUCGAUUUUAGCAAGGCUCGGGAUAAGAAAUGCAGUCCAAAGCCCUUCCCCUCGUUUUCUCCUUCUGAGCCCCCUGUGGGGAAACCUCGUCGCCACGGCUGGACUCGCCUCGGCGUGCUCGUCAGAGCGCACCUAGGGAACGAGAGAUCUGGGGGGAAGUGGUAUCUCACAGCAGGCCUUGAUUGGUAGGUCGACCAUGCCAAAUCGAGGGUACCCUUGAGUCCUGUCUAUCCAGACCUGUGCAGCCCGCAUGUCCUUCUGGUGUUCUGGGGCCACGCUGCCGUCGGAAGAGUGAUGUGUCCUCCUCGUGUGUCCUAUGCAAUCGAGUAAUCGAGCGUAUGCCAUCCCCCGAGAGGCGGGUGGCCCGGCGGACGUUGUCGUGAAGUGGAACGGCGGCCAGAUGCAGUUCCCAGACGGGGUGAAGUGGAGCAAGGCGCGGAAGUGAGGCCUUGGCGCCGCGGGCCUGCGCGUGGGGAUCCUUCGCGCGGGGCCCGCCGUCCGCUGUCCAGCGCCUGCUUUCCUCCUCGUCCUCCCCGUCUCCAUCC
Molecule: messenger RNA, 1594 nt
Organism: Prorocentrum cordatum
Lineage: Eukaryota; Dinophyceae; Prorocentrales; Prorocentraceae
Source: the annotation of a GenBank genome assembly